This is a messenger RNA of Hipposideros armiger (great roundleaf bat), 2422 nucleotides long. RefSeq names its product FAST kinase domains 1 (gene FASTKD1). Gene Ontology annotation, biological process: regulation of mitochondrial mRNA stability; mitochondrial RNA processing. The record is from RefSeq and is a predicted model, not a curated record. Gene Ontology annotation, cellular component: ribonucleoprotein granule; mitochondrial matrix. NCBI's taxonomy places the organism in Eukaryota, Metazoa, Chordata, Mammalia, Chiroptera, Hipposideridae. The transcript has 15 exons. Gene Ontology annotation, molecular function: RNA binding. The coding region runs from base 336 to 2264 and encodes 642 amino acids.
CUGCACCAGUACAGUCUCCUCUUCCCAGGGUCCCGUCCUUUAAAGCGCUUCAAAUCUACCGCCGCCAAAAAAGGCGCUAAAGCCCACUAACCGCCUCCCUCCCCCACAACCCAGUCCCAGCGUGGAGGGAAAGCGUCGCUCCGGAAGUGCGUCACAGAAGCUGCUAAUUGGAAUGGGAUUUGGAGUCAUCAUAAUGGAAGCAAAAAAUAUGAAGGAAAAACAGUUAUUUUUAUACCAGCAUAUGGCACCUGGCCAAUAGUUUUCAAUUUUCUUUACCCAAGAACAUUUGUGAUGUAAAUGAAAAUAUGCCGUUUUUCUAGACACUGUUAGCAACUAUGCUUCGCUUAAGAGCUAUUUGUCCAUUUCCUUGGAGACUGUUCCAUUUUCGGCCCUUCAGUUGUGAACCAUUAAUUAGCCAGAUGGAUAAGUGUACAGACGAAGAACAAGUAUUUGAUUUUAUUGAAAAAAACAAAGCCGUGCUUUCAGAAAAGCAAGUGGGAUGUGCAUUUAAUAUACUUUGGCAGUUUCAAAAGCAGAAGACCAGCUUGUUAAAAAGUGUUGAAUGUAUCAGAGACCAUCCCCAGUUUCUUACUCUUUAUAAUUUAACUACAAGUAAAAUGGAAUUCAUGAAUGACGAUACCCUGGUGAAUGUGUUGUACAUCACACAACAACUUGAAUCAACUAUAUUAUUGAUGUCAGAGGAGCUGACCAGCCAGCAAGCCCUGGCGGUGAUGGGAGCAAUGGAAGCUAUGGAAUGCAGAAAUUCACGUUUGAUUAAAAAAAUUGCUUCAAUUCUGCAUAAGCAUUUGGAUAACUAUAAACCAGUUGAGUUAUUGAAGAUAACGCAAGCAUUGAUUUUUCUACAUUUCCGAAGUAAAGCGCUUUUUGUGAAACUCAGAGAAUUAUUGCUUAGGUGCAUUCUUUUACAUCUUUUUUCCUUUUUCAGGUCCUUGUCCGUUUUGAUGGUCAGCAUAUCUUCUUUAAUAUCACAACGUUUUCAAGAACAAUUAGUGAAAAAAGCAGAACUUCUUUUUGACACCAUAGAUUCCUCCCAGGUCAACAUUGCAAGAAGAAUAGUACAAUUUCUUAGAAAUAUUAAAUAUUGUUAUUACCCGCUAUUAGAAAGGUGUAAUAAAGUGUUCUUAAGCCAUGCGAACCACCUUGAUUUGGAGUCCAUCAGUAAAAUACUUAGUCUGUACUACUUUCUACAGUUUCAUAGUUUUGAAUUUGUUUUAAUGGCUAAAAAGAGGCUAACUGAAAUGAUUCCUCUAUUUGAUCACCCUGCUAGCUUUGUGAAAUUGUUUGUAGCAUUGGGACCCAUGGCAGGACCUGAAGAAAAGAAACACUUGGAUCUUGCAGUUCUGGAAGGCAUAAAAAUCAGCCCAUUCAACCAUGGAAUGGAAAGCCAUGUGACUGGCUUUAAGAUCCAUCCUUUUGCAAUCCUUGCUAUUAUUCUUCCGUUCAGCAUCCUGAACUAUGAUCCACCUCAAAGGGAUGAAUUUUUUGGGACUUGCAUUCAACACCUUAAUCCUUACUUACCUGUUUUGGAUCCUCUCAUGUUAGUGUUUCUUGGUUUCUCUUUGGCCACACUUGAGUAUUUUCCAGAAGACCUGCUAAAGACCAUUUUUAACAUCAAAUUCUUAAACAGAUUGGAUUCCCAACUUGAACUUUUAUGUUCCUCUCUAAAUAUGAGGGUCCAGUUUCGUCUUAUGGAAUUAAAUAGAGCAGUCUGCUUGGAAUGUCCUGAGUAUCAGAUUCCAUGGUUUCAUGACCGCUUCUGUCAACAACAUUAUAAUAAAGAUAUAGGCAGCAUGAAUGGAGUACAACAGCAUAUUUAUAAAAUGUUAGCAGAGAUACUAGGAGGAAUCAAUUGUGUAAAAGCCUCAGUUCUUACACCGUAUUACCACACAAUAGAUUUUGAGUGUAUCUUGGAUAAAAGAAAAAAACCUCUUCCUUAUGGUAACCAUAAUAUAACUUUGGUAAAACUGCCAGCAAGUCACUGGGAAUCAAAUACCCCAAUAGUUAGAUCAAGGCUGCCACCAGGAGCUGAAAGAAUUGCUUUGGAGUUUUUGGAUUUAAGAGCUUUUUGUAGAAACAUCCCUCACUUAAAAGGAAAAUCUGCUAUGAAAAAACGACAUUUGGAAAUUUUGGGCUAUCGUGUAAUUCAGAUCCCUCAUUUUGAAUGGAACUCUAUGGCACUGUCAACAAAGGAUGCUCGGAUGGACUACCUGAGAGAACAUAUAUUUGGAGAAGGCAAAUCAUGAUUGUAGUUUUUAUUUAAAAUUAGUUAUCAUAGUGUAUCACAUAUGAACUUAUUUUAAUUAAGUGACCUGACUUAGUUAAAAUAUAAUAGUACAGAAUUGACUAAUUUCAAGAUCAACUGAAUCCCUAUUAAAAUAAACAGGCAUUUUAUAAUGCAAUA